CUCCAGCCCAAGUACGCGGACCUCAUCAAGAGCGGCGCCAAGACCUGGGAGGGCCGCGCCUACGCGGGCUGGCUCGAGCACGUGUCCGUCGACGACUGCAUCACCUUCAAGGUGACGACGCGCGGCGCGGAGCGCGUCAUCGCGCGCGCGCUCGACGUGCGGCGCUUCGACACCUUCGAGGACAUGCUCGACCACUGCGGCCUCGACGCCUGCCUGCCGGGCUGCGCGAGCCGCGAGGAGGGCGCGAAGAUCUACCGCUCCUUCGGCUGCUUCGACGGCCGCACCUACGCGGACGUCGAGGCGGAGGCCGGCGUCGUCGCCAUCCGCGUCAUGCCCCUCGAC
Aureococcus anophagefferens is the source of this 342-nucleotide messenger RNA. RefSeq lists its product as hypothetical. The annotation marks the transcript as partial. The record is from RefSeq and is a predicted model, not a curated record. Lineage: Eukaryota; Pelagophyceae; Pelagomonadales; Pelagomonadaceae. The transcript has a single exon.